Messenger RNA from Coregonus sp. 'balchen', 22648 nucleotides. The record is from the annotation of a GenBank genome assembly. NCBI's taxonomy places the organism in Eukaryota, Metazoa, Chordata, Actinopteri, Salmoniformes, Salmonidae.
AUGAAACUUUGGACUUUUCCCUGGCUGCCUUGCCUGGUGAUACUCAUCUUAUGUUUUGGAUCAGAGUGCGGGACUGUCCGGAGAAAGGGGAGAUCCAAAAGGGACUUGGUGCCUAUCAGGGAGGCUAGAGCCACCUUCCCAGGGGCUUGUGCCACACGUCUGCCCCGGGGCAAACGCUCCUUGCCCGGCAUGGAACGACGGGUGCCUCGCCAGCGUCGGCGCUCCUCUCAGGCAGAGGAGAACUCUCCAGGUCGGGUGAAAGCUGUUUAUUUUACCGGCAGGGGAGACCAACUUCGGCUUAAGCCGGGCGUGGAGAUACCGAGAGGAAAUUUUACUCUGGAGAUGUGGAUCAAACCAGAGGGAGGUCAACGAUCUCCUACGGUGAUUGCAGGUAGUCUAAACAACUGUCUUAGUACACAAAUGAAUGAAUGAUGGGAAUGAUUUUAUUAGUCUAUGCGCCCUAAAAUUCAAAAGCAAAUUUAAAAGUUAAGUGUGAAAUCUGUUUAUUUUAUUACCUCGCACACAUUAAGCAAUAAAGUGGGCAAUUAGAUGUUAAUAAACCAAUUGAAUGUCAUGACCCACAUUUAGCUGUGUAGGCUAUUAUUUUAUCAUGCAUGUUGUUUUAGCUCAAAUCAUGCAGGGUUGUCACAGUAAAACAUCAUGCAGUCGUAACUGAGUUGAGAGUGAGUUCAUCUCACAACUGACCCACGCCAAUGAUGUAAUGCCUUGAAAAGUGCAAUAGCCUUUGAGAGAUUUUGGGUAGAUGCACGCAUUAGCCUACUUGGGUUUGAUCAUUCAGAUAGAAUCUUCUGUCUUAAUGAAUGCAUUUUAUAUCAAUAUAAAUAACCUGGUAUAUUUUUCGAAAUGUUCCUUAUUUAAACUCAUGCGCAAAAGGACUCAAAUCACAAUUGUAGCCUAUUUCAAGGUUGUUCGAUAUUGCCAUUUAUACCGCAUCACUUGAUUGACAGGUGAUGUCAUCGUGCGUAGAAAUUGUAUUUUUUAUGAGGCGUCUGGCUAUUUUAAACUAUGAUGUAAUGCUCAAAACUUUGAAUCCGUGGGCACGUCACAGCAGGCAAAAGUAGAGCGUGAGAGAGAUCCAUUUUUAUUCUGAUCUGUCUAGGGCACCGUCCGUGCCGCAAUCCAAAGUGCCUACCAAAUCGACACUUCUGUAUUGGCUGCUGAGGUUACAAGACAGUAAUAGAGUUCCAGGGUUUUCCCUAUUGCGCGGAGGGACGCGCUAUUAGCUGCGUCUGGGAUUCCUCAAACCUAGACAUUUGCGCAUAACAUUAGGUGACUCUAACAUUAUAAAAAAAUGAAACCGACUAUUGGAUUGGGGGGCCUUAUCAGGACAGUCUAAAGACUGGUUUCAGCUUUGUAAAGUGAUGGGAGGGAGACCGUAGCCUGCUUCAUCCACGCACAACGUACCCUGUGAAUGUUGUGAGCUAGCACCGAACAGACUAGACCAGACACCGUGCUGGCUACAGUCAUGUCAUUCUGAAAUCCACAAUGCCAAGUCUUAGACGACAUUUCCUUCCAAUGUAUAUACUGUUUAUAGAUUUCAGUGUCUGUGCCACUGCUUCUGAUGUAGAUUUGUAUGAGAUUCGAUCCCAUUGGCUGCCAACAGGGAGCGUAGCAAACACAACUGAUUGCAGAUGUGUGCAGAUGCAUACUACUGUAGGCUACCACUCCGAAGGGUUUUACACACACACACACACACACACACACACACACAUUACAGUUGGUCCAGAACAGAACAGCACUUCUGGCCCUUAAAUGUAGGCCUACAAGGAGUGCUAAUAUCAACAAUAUGCAUAUCAAUCUCUCCUGGCUCAAAGUAGAGGAGAGAUUGACUGCAUCACUACUGGUCUUUGUGAGAGGUAUUGACCUGUUAAAGUAUCAAACUGUCUGUUCAUUUAGUUAACACACAGCUCAUACACUCAUACAUACCAAACAAGACAUGCCACCAGAGAUCUCUUUACAGUCCCCAAGUCCAGAACAGAGGCUAGGAAACGCACAGUACUUUAUAGAGCCAUUACUACAUGGAACUGUCUUCCACCUCAGGUAACUCAAGCUAGCAGUAAAAUAAGAUUUAAAAAACAGAUAAAAGAACACCUCAUGGCACAACGUGGACUGUGAAGACACACUCACACACUCUAACACACACACACUCUACACACACUCACACACUAUUCUUAGUAAUGUAAUGUAGUAUUGUAAUAUUGUAAUGUAAUAAUGGAGCAAUGUAAAUGUGUAUAAUGUUUUGUUUGAUGUAAUGUUUUAUCUCUGUUUGAGCCCCAGGAAGAGUAGCUGCUGCCUUGGCAACAGCUAAUGGGGAUCCUAAUAAAAUACUAAUACUCCUGGUCCAUCCCUGUGUGUGUGUGUGUGCGCGCAUGCAUGUGUGCACGUCUAUUGUGUAUGUGUGUGUGUGUGUAUACAGUAUGUGUGUACUAGAUUUGGCCUGUUGGUGGGGGCAGCCUAAGCCAGCCCCUUAUUAAAUUCACUCUUGGCAUUUCAACUCUUCAGGGAAUCCAUUGAGAGCUCUGUGACUCUCAAUGGAUCUUAGCCUGACCGGGACACGCAGUCUGCUCAGGGGAUGUCACAUGUAUUAACCUCAUACCCAUCUUAGCCUAUCUUAUGCAUUUCAUUUUGUUGUUUGCUCUCGUCAGGUUAAGAUCAGUGUGGUUGGAAAAAUUUGCUUGUGAUGGAAAAGAACAAAUGCCCUAUCGAGCAAAUGUUAUGAUGCCUAAUCUUUUAAAUCCAAUUGAGACCUCCUAACAAUCCCAGGCCUAAAUCAGUCCCAUCCUGUUGUUUUGACCCAGGCCCAGCUUGUUUUCUACAGCUGUUUCAGCCUUGUUGUUGUUUUUGCCCCGCUUUUUAUCACAACACUGCUGUUGUUUUUUUAUUGAGCUUGUCAUCUCGCCUUUUCAUAAGUGAGGGGAGACGAGUAGUACAGUACAGUAAAGUACUGUGGUAUUUACUUAUUGUUUACAGUAAAACACACACAGUGAGACCUCUGAGUGCCAACAAAGUGACGGCUUGAGGACCAGAGAUAACUCCUGUUUGAUAAACAUGCAUCUGUGGUUCCUUUUUGGUCUUAUUUUCUGGUCUUAUUUAAUUGCGAUAAAAAAUAUCUACAUUGGUGGUUAAUGGCUUAUAAGUAAGCAUUUCACGGUAAGGUAUACAGCUGUUGUAUUUGGCGCAUGUGACAAAUACAAUUUGAUUUGAUUUGAUUUAUUGACUCUAUGGCCUUAAACAAUGGCUGGUGGAAUACUCAAUGAAGUCCUAGUCCAAACCACUUACACAGCCAGCCAGAGUUCCAAGACUCAGGGCCCAUCAUGUACUUAUGUUGCAUUGCUGACGUGUGUAGGGCCCACCAUGUGCGUACGUUGCAUUGCUGACAUGUGUAGGGCCCACCAUUGCUGACGUGUGUACAGAAUGUGUAUUUAGUAAUGCCUGUUUGUUAGUGGUAGCUAGAAUGUAACAUUUGCUCUGAGACACAGAGAGGCAUUUAUGGGAUGGGCACUUGCCAGGAGAACUCACUGCCUACUGACAUGAGGAGAUGUGCCCGCUGCGGUCUGCUUACUGGUAAUAAUCAGAACAGCUGGGGAUGUAAAACUGACCCCUGUAUGACACGCACACAUACACACACACACACACACACACGUUGUCAUUUGUAAUGCAGAUGUGGUCUAUAGAACUGCAGGAGAAUGACUCCAGCAGAACAACAUGAUUCAGGACCUUGAACAGCAUUGACAAAAUGAGCAUGCGCACACAGGAAGUAGAAAGGACCAUCAAAAAAGAAGGGGAAAAAAGGAAGCAUUCUUUUAAAACUGGAUCCCAGGGUAGCGGUAAUGGAAUAGCUCAGUGUUGCGACUCAGCUGGCUGACCGAUUUUGAUUUGGGCACUCGUUCAAACAUACGCAAACACUCCACCAACACCUGUCACUGAGCAGCCUUUCAUUUUACAAAGGAGGAUGAGUGUUAUUGCUUUAGCGUAGCCACUUCGGCCUAACCCUCCAGUCAAAGAAUCUGUAACGUUGUCUUCUCCCUAUUGUGAAAUGUUGACAUGUUGUUACAAUUCGUCCCGCUUUUGAAAGUUACACAAAGAUGGUAUUUAAAGAGGAAGGGGAGCCUUGAACUGUAAUUGAACUUGACUGAAUGCUGCCAUGCACUUUACAUCCUGAUAGCAGUCCAUGUCACACAUUAGCAUGUCAUGUUCUGUGUCAUAAUGUGACAUGAACUUUACUUCUGACCUUUUUGCCCUUUUACCCAGGUCACGGAGGCCUGUCCCACAUCAGAGAAAGGAAAAUAAAUAGCAAGACAUUGGAUCAGAGUUGGUCUCUUCCAUGACCAGCUGUAGACAAUAAAUGCCCAUGUUGGCAGAUGCAUCAUUUGAUAACAAAGCAGAGAGGCACUUAAGUGCUCUGCAGGUUUUAGAUGUGAGAUGAUACAUAACUAAUGACAUAUAACAUCUAAGAUUACAUACAAAUACUUUGGGUAAUGAGAUAGUUGAGUAUUAAACUUUAAUACUCACUCUAGAUUUAUAGUUUUAUAAUACAUUUGAGGAAAGCCACAGGACAUACAGCAAAGGGCUACAUGUAGUCGCUCAUCUCUUGAUUUCAGACUGUAGAAGGAAACUUAAGGAUGGUUUGGGGUUUCUGUUGAGGUAAUCUAUGGCUGGAAAAUGCUGGGAAAUUACCAUGGUAUUUCCCCCAAGCUGUCGGUUACUGUAUAGGUUUGACACAUAAGAGAUCAUUUGCAUAUUACAAGAUUCUCUUUUUAAUCAUUAAACGUAAUGAAAAGGUUUGAAGUUAAUUACAUUGUUGAAAGAUGUCUCAAGUUAGUUAUAGAGCAAAAUGUAAUUGACUCCUGAGUGGCGCAGUGGUCUAAGGCACUGCAUCGCAGUGCUAACUGUGCCACUAGAGAUCCUGGUUCGAAUCCAGGCUCUGUCGCAGCCGGCCGCGACCGGGAGACUCAUGGGCGGCGCACAAUUGGCCCAGCGUCGUCCAGGGUAGGGGAGGGAAUGGCCGGCAGGGAUGUAGCUCAGUUGAUAGAGCAUGGCGUUUGCAACGCCAGGGUUGUGGGUUUGAUUCCCACAGGGGGCCAGUAUAAAAAAAAAUAUGUAUUCACUAACUGUAAGUCGCUCUGGAUAAGAGCGUCUGCUAAAUGACUAAAAUGUAAUGUAAAUGUAACUGUCAUUUGUCUGGGGAUUAAAAGGUGUUCAGCUGUGGGAUGUGUAUUGUGUUUAGAGUCUAAAGUAUCUGUGGAAUCUUCCAACAUGUCAAAAACCCAGUGUGACGCUCACUUCACUUUGUCCGUACACAAAGUCCCUUUCCCCGACUUUCAGAGCCCAAACAUUUCAAAAGCAAACGUAAAGGGCAUUGUUCCCUUUCUCCCUGCUUUUCAUCAGAUUUCUCUGACGUUUUCUCACUCUUUUUUCUGUAUGAGUGUGUUUUCCUUGGGGGAAGACAAAUGGCAAGUUCAAGCAAGGUUGACUUUGAACCUGACACAAAUGGCUUUUAGCCGUAGCGUCAGUGUGUGUAUGCAAAUACCUGUGUGUGUGUUGUGUGCCCCAUCCAUCCACAGAGCAGGUUGGGUCUGGAAAAGUGUACUAUAUUAGAUUAAUUGAGCUUGGCAGAAUUAUGACAGCUGUUUACACUAGGAGCCUUACACACAUUUUAGAACACCUUUUAGCCUUGAGUGCACUAGCUGACAGAUGGAGGGUUUUUUCCUUCCACUGUAGUGGAAACACUAAGGACGUCACACUCAAUACGGCUGACCUUGACGUUGAACCCCACUAUGCUCUUUGAAUGGCUUUGCCAUUAGAGUAUCCCCCUGACUCUUACUGUAUGUAUGUACAUCUGAUUAAAAACAUGUUAAAAUCCUUAAGGGUAUUAUUGAAGCACCGCUGCAUCAAUCUAAGUGAGAUCAUAAAAACAUCUGCAUCAAAAUCCGUCAGUUUAAGCUAGAGAUAUCAGUUUUUUGCAUGGGCUGCGUCUCAAUCCACCGCAUCCGCCUAUGUCGGCCUUCCUCAUCUGCGGUGGAAGGUGGCCGAGCUACAGCAGUGUUUGUCAGACCAUGAGAAUUCCCGAAAAUCAUUAUUCUCAUGAAAACGUCUGUAGCCUCCAAACAGUUUGGCCUGCAUGACCACUCUAUGGAAAGGGAAGACUCUCACAAAUGCGAUGGUGUUCUCCGUUUUGCUCUAUGACUCGUCUGAAGGUAACACAUACAAAUGAAAGUGUUGUGUCAACACAAAUACAGGGUUUAAUAUGUGUCCAAAAAAACGUGCUUCUAUCUCCUAGAUAUACAGUGACUUGCAGAAGUAUUCAUCCCCCUUGACGUUUUUCCUAUUUUGUUGCAUUACAGCCUGUAAUUUAAAUGGAUUUUUAUUUGGAUUUCAUGUAACGGGCAUACACAAAAUAGUCCAAAUUGGUGAAGUGAAAUGAAAAAAAUAACUUGUUUCCAUAAAUUCCAAAAAAUUAAUAACUGAAAAGUGGUGCGUGCAUAUGUAUUCACCCCCUUUGCUAUGAAGCACCUAAAUAAGCUCUGGUGCAACCAAUUACCUUCAGAAGUCACAUAAUUAGUUAAAUAAAGUCCACCUGUGUGCAAUCUAAGUGUCACAUGAUCUGUCACAUGAUCUCAGUAGAUAUACACCUGUUCUGAAAGGCCCCAGAGUCUGCAACACCACUAAGCAAGGGCCACCACCAAGCAAGCGGCACCAUGAAGACCAAGGAGCUCUCCAAACAUGUCAGAGACAAAGUUGUGGAGAAGUACAGAUCAGGGUUGGGUUAUAAAAAAAUAUCAGAAACUUUGAACAUCCCAUGGAGCACCAUUAAAUCCAUUAUAAAAAAAUGGAAAGAAUAUGGCACAUCAACAAACCUGCCAAGAGAGGGCCGCCCACGAAAAUUCACGGACCAGGCUAGGAGUGCAGUAAUCAGAGAGGCAACAAAGAGACCAAAGAUAACCCUGAAGGAGCUGCAAAGCUCCACAGCGGAGAUUGGAGUAUCUGUCCAUAGGACCACUUUAAACCGUACACUCCACAGAGCUGGGCUUUACAGAAGAGUGGCCAGAAAAAAGCCAUUGCUUAAAGAAAAAAAUAUACAAACACGUUUGGUGUUCGCCAAAAGGAAUGUGGGAGACUCACCAAAUAUAUUGAAGAAGGUGCUCUGGUCAGAUGAGACUAAAAUUGAGCUUUUUGGCCAUCAAUGAAAAUAUCUGGCGCAAACCCAACACCUCUCAUCACCCUGAGAACACCAUCCCCACAGUGAAGCAUGGUGGUGGCAGCAUCAUGCUCUGGGGAUGUUUUUCAUCGGCAGGGACUGGGAAACUGGUCAGACUUGAAGGAAUGACGGAUGGCACUAAAUACAGAGAAAUUAUUUUCAGUUUUCCAGAUUUGAGACUGGGGCGGAGGUUCACCUUCCAGCAGGACAAUGACCCUAAGCAUACUGCUAAAGCAACACUCAAGUGGUUUAAGGGGAAACAUUUAAAUGUCUUGGAAUGGCCUAGUCAAAGUCCAGACCUCAAUCCAGUUGAGAAUCUGUGGUAUGACUUAAAGAUUGCUGUACACCAGCGGAACCCAUCCAACUUGAAGGAGCUGGAGCAGUUUUGCCUUGAAGAAUGGCCUUCAAGUUGCCUUCAAGUUCUGUUUUUUUUUGUCUUAUUUUUUGUUUGUUUCACAAUAUAAAAUAUUUUGCAUCUUCAAAGUGGUAGGCAUGUUGUGUAAAUCAAAUUAUACAAACCCCCAAAAAAUCAAUUUUAAUUCCAGGUUGUAAGGCAACAAAAUACGAAAAAUGCCAAGGGGGUAGGACAGACACUUCAAAACUUUAUUCCUUAUGAUACAUUUUUUUACUGGUCUUUUUUGCCAUUUAUGAAUGUGUUAUUCAAUGUGUUUCUAUGGGCUAUGGUAGUAAAUGCCAAAUUUAAUAUUUUAUCAAAUAAUGUUUUUAUAUACAUUUUUAUACCUAAAGGGGUCCUAAAAUUCCAAAUCAAAUAGCUAAAUGAUCCAUGGUAUGACCAUCUGAAAACAAUUCCAUAUGUUAGCUUCGUACCCCCAACCUACACCCAUCCCCCCCCCCCCCCCCCACUAUAUUUGCCGUGCAAAGACAGUGGAUUGCAUUGGGUUGCAUUGGAUUGCAUUUGUCUGCUUUGGACAAUCCUACUUGUUUGAAAAAGCCCUGAAAUCAACGCAGAUCUCUUUACUGCAUUAUGUGGAUGGGGAAGAACAUUAACUGUUCCAACACGUAUGCACACAUACACACACCCAUGUGAAAAAAUGUAUGCACUCACUAACUGUAAGUCGCUCUGGAUAAGAGCGUCUGCUAAAUGACAAAACCUUUUUAUAAAUAAAUGUGGUUUUCGGACACGUGUGAACAAAUUACACGAAAAUGUGUACAUGAGUUAGACGUGGUUUUCAGACGUGAAAUUUCACAUGUUAAUUAAUUUUUUCACCACCUCCAGUUACAUCUGGUCUCCCAUCCAGGGACAGACCAGAACCAACCCUGCUAAGCUUCAGAGACAAACCAGCAGUGGGAAGUGGGAUGCAGGGUGCUAUGUCACUGGAAUUAAUGUGCCAAAACUUGCAACUGGAAAAAAGGCAGCAAAAGCAAAAGCCAGGGUAACAUAAUCAAAGACAAGGAAAAUUUUAAUAUCAUAAAAACAUAUAUAUACAGUGGGGAGAACAAGUAUUUGAUACACUGCCAAUUUUGCAGGUUUUCCUACUUACAAAGCAUGUAGAGGUCUGUAAUUCUUAUCAUAGGUACACUUCAACUGUGAAAGACGGAAUCUAAAAAAAAAAUCCAGAAAAUCACAGUGUAUGAUUUUUAAGUAAUUAAUUUGCAUUUUUAAGUAAUUAAUUUGCAUAAACUAAACUAUAUUCUUAAAGAAUGGAUAGGUACAUAUCAUUAAUUUAUUAGUUCAAAAAUGAAUGCAGCAACUAAGGAUUGUCCCUUGAACAGGCAGUGACCUUCAUACAAAUUUGAAGUUCUUCUUUUUGUAAGGGCACACACACACUAAACACACAUACAUUUAGCAUUCAGAGAUCCCCUAAGAAGUGAAAACACAUUACCAUGCUGAAGCUGACAUGCUUUCCAAGUGCAACAGGAAAAAGUUGUUUUGGUGCCUCUAGCAUAACAAGGCUUUUGCAGAAAACUACCUUUUCUGGCUCCCCCGAAAUGUUGAAAUGGCCUCAAUGUUCAUGAAAUCUUUCUUGUAAGAGUUUCUAUGGGUCUCCCCAAGCUAAAUACUGCAUGCACCUUAACCCAAUUUCCAGGACAUUAUUUCAAUGCUAUCUUCAAAUGUAUCGUGUUACUAGAUCUACUACAUAAUCUGUACCAUAUUGUUAAUGUCUGUACCAUAUUGUUAACAUCUGAUGAAUGAGAGCAUGUGAUUACAUGACACACAGAUGCAUUUGACAUUUUGUUGGAUGAAUUAUAAGACAUAAACUUUACAGUACAGUGUAUACAUUUUACUGUUCAAAAUUCACAUGAAGAAUUGGCUAUCAGUGACUUGAAGCAGACCUCUUAGGUUGAUGUUGUUCAGGAGACGCCUGAAAAACUAGCUCUGGUGCAGGGCCAAAGCCAUAAGGCCCCUGAGACUAAACUAAGAAUACAAAUGAUAGUGGUGUAAAGUAACUAACUAAAAAUACUUUGAAGUAUUACUUAAGUCGUUAUUUUUGUGUAUCUGUACUUUACUUUAGUAGUUACAAUUUUUUACAACUUUUACUUUUACUCUACUACAUUCCUAAAGAAAAUAUGUACUUUUUACUCCCGUACAUUUUCCCUGAUACCCAAAAGUACUCGUUACAUUUCGAAUGCUCAGGCAGGACAGCAAUAUGGUCCAAUUCAAACAACUAUCAAUAUAACGAGUUGUCAUCCCUACUGCCUCUAACCUGCGGACUCACUAAACACAAAUACUGUGUUUGUAAAUUAUGUUUGAGUGUACGAGUGUGAAAACAAGAACAUUGUGCCUUCUGGUUUGCUUAUUUUAAGGAAUUUGAUGUAUGGCAUUUACUUUUACUUUUUACUUUUACUCAACUAUGACAAUUGAGUACUUUUUCCACCACUGUACUUAAGGACAUUUAAAAACAGAUACUUUACUUUACUGGGUGACUUUCACUUUUUCUUGAGUCAUUUUCUAUGAAGGUAUCUUUUACUUUUACUCAAGUAUUAUGAUUGAGUAUUUUUUCCACCACUGGAUAGAGAGUAAAAUACAUGUGUUUGUCAUGUUAGCCUGACUGCUGGAACUCAGUGCUGCUCAGUGUUGAUCAACCUCUCUCUGCUGUACCAGAGGUGAUCAGUGAAUUAUCUAACACUCUCGCUCUUUCACUGUCUCUUUCUAUCUUGACUGAGUGUUGUUCUCUUUUAAUUAAAUGAAGGUGUCUCUUUGCUGACGUAGAAAAGAACAUCUGAAAUACAAAGCUUAUUUCUCUCUUUUUCUCUCUCAUUCUAUCCCUUUCUCCUCUGUCUCUCUAUUUGUCUUACCAUAUCUCUCUAUGUCUCUCAAUCUAAUGUUAACUGACUGUCCCUCUCUCUCUGCUCUAUCCCAGGUCUGUACGAUAAGUGUUUCUACGCCUCCAGUGACCGGGGCUGGCUGCUGGGCAUCCGGGCGGCCAGCGAGCAGGGCAACCGUGACCCACGCUUCUUCUUCUCCCUAAAGACGGACCGUGCCCACAAGGUCACCUCCGUCCACUCCAACGCCCACUACCUGCCCAACACCUGGGCCCACCUGGCAGUCACCUACGACGGCCUCUACAUGAAGCUCUACGUCAACGGCGCACAGGUGGGCGUCAGCCGUGAACAGUCGGGCAACGUCUUCAGCCAUCUGACCAAGAAGUGCAAGGUGCUGAUGGUGGGCGGGAACGCUCUGAACCAUAACUACCGGGGGGCCGUGGAGAGAGUAAGUCUGUGGAGGGAGGCCCGGGGACAGAGGCAAAUAAUCAGGGACAUGCAGGGUCACGAGAAUCUUCAAGAUGCGCCUCAGCUGGUGAUCCGGGAGACCUUUGAACACCCUGCCCGGAAGUGGCUGACGGUGAAGGAUGGGAGCUUCCCCCAGCCAGAGGAGGGUAGCAGCAGCAGGGUGGGGCAGGCUGGAGGAGGGGUAGGAGAAAGUGGAACUGGAGGGUCCCUGGACACCACUCUUGAACCCCCGCCCUGUGGUCAAACUGUCUGCGACAACGUGGAAGUGGUGACCAACUACAACCACACCUGGACUUUCCGGAAGUCCAAGACGGUGCGUUACCGCGUAGUCAACGUGUGGGACGACUCUCGGCGCUGGCCCACCGUCACGCCUCGUCAGAUCCACCUGCAGCACCAGCAACUCAACAAUGCCUUCGCCGUCUAUAACAUCACCUGGGAGCUGAGCGUCCACAACGUCACCAACUCCUCGCUGCGCCACCGUCUGGUCCUGGCCAACUGUGACAUCAGCAAGGUGGGUGAUGAGGCGUGCGACCCAGAGUGCAACCACACGCUGACGGGUUUAGACGCGGGCGACUGUAUCAGGCACCGCAGCCACUGCCCUCAGUCCAAGCAGGGCAACGGGGUGUGCGACCCCGAGUGUAAUUGGGACAACUUCUUCUACGAUAACGGAGACUGCUGUAACCCCAAUGUGACGGACGUGACCAAGACCUGCUUCAACCGCUCCUCUCCACACAGGUCAGCUCUCUGUCUUUGUCUUUCUCUUUGUCAAUGCUUGAUGAGUCCUAAACAAAGAUAUAGCCUGGCUCCAAAGUUGGAGUCAAGGUUUCUCACAAACCAUGAAAUGAUGUCAAAGGGAGAUUUGCAUAUACAUUUGAUCUUCAAGUUAGGAUUUGCCCAUUUGUCAGGGUCUAGUCAACAGUUAUGUGUCUGAAAAUUGUUCAAUUGUAAGUAGUAUCAAGUACUAUAUAUAUGUUCCUGACAUGGCAUUCUGUGCAUGCUACCCUCACCAACACUGUUAUUUUUCAAUGCUGUGAUCCACUGUCCUUGAUGUUGUCAUACAUACACACUGUCUGGAGUGACACAUAACUGCACACAUCUGCUCAUUACACAGUCAGUCAGGACACUGAUGUGAGGUUUUGAUACACAGUCUGUCAGUUCCACUGUCUCCUGGCUGACCCUCUGUGAGCAGAGUGUAACUCUCCUCCCGGCGGUGUGUGUGGCCCAGCAGGGUGUCCUCUGUGGCCGCUAGUCCAAUCUGGCUUUAAGACAGACUCAAUCAGCGUCCCACACUUGGGGGGGCCAAACCAAGGAAACACACUGUAGUGUCCCUGGGAAGAGCCCAGACGGAUCUUUUCUCUCUUCAUUUUUCAACGUAUUUUCUCCCUCGCUCCUCCCCGUCUAUCCUCUGCUGCCCUAAUUAAGCUAGAUUGAUUGGAAACAAGUGAGAUUGGAAACAAUUAGACUCUAGAAAGACCAGAAGGUGUAAUUAGAGGUCAGAGGAGAGUGACCAGCAUCACUUUGCUAGCGGCAGUAGGGACGCAUUUCAGCGUAGGACUACCCUAUCCAGGAAACAUCCGAGAUACAUUUUUGCAGGGGAAGUAUAUCUCCCUUGGCCGUUACUUCUCUGUGCCGUCUUCUCUUUAAGCCUCGGAAAGAAUGUUACAGGAAAAUCAUAGAAAUGUUUUACCUCAGAAAAUCAUUUUGAAGUUUGAGUACUGCAGGCUUGUGGCGAGGAACAGUUUGAUAGAGUUACUGGGAGGAGAUGCGGAGGCCUCCACUGCUCUAGUACCUGCCAGUAUCUGCAGGAUUCCUACUCUGUGCCACAGAGGAUGACUGAGCAGCAGUGAGAAAAACAGUCUCUGGUUCUCUCUGGAACUGCUUUUUGUCAUGGACCUUGAGGUGCUCCAGUAGUAAAGGAUUGGGUUUUUCUUGGCAGGCGUGACACUCAAACACAGAGGCCGGAGACAUUUUGUGGCAGUUGUAGGGGGUCCUUGUGGUCUUGAAGUUCUCUCGCUGCCUGGAAAAAAAAUCGACCAAUGUCAGAUGCUCGUAAAUGUUUUUGGACGCCGUCAUACUAAAGAGAGGGGGGUGAAAAAAGCUCCAAAUAGGGUUAUUGUGGGGAUUAUUUGUGUCUUUCUGAUGCAGCCAGAAUCAAGGCACUAGGCUGUUUUCUAUCAUGCUCAUUGCUCAGGCCUGGAAGCACUGUCUCGCUGGCACUCUCUCUGUAUUUCAAACGGCUGCUAAACAACUUUGUGUGAGGCGACAUCAGAAAGAAAAAGCAGGUGGGUUUGCCAUCUCUUCCCUCCCCUCCGUUUCAGUCAUCAUUACAAAGUCAUUCAUCAACAGUCAGCCAAGAUGGCUUCUCUUAGAAAUCAGCUAUUGGCACACACUUACAGUCCCUACCAUUGAAAUAUCCCUGCAGACAUAUGAAAUAUGGGCUGUUGAAAGUGGGGAAAGAGAGAUUGAGAGAGAUGAAGAAAGAGAGAGAGAGAAUUCUUAUGUUGAUAAAGAGAAGCUCCCCAAGUGCUUAUUUUGGUUUGAUUGUGGUAUGUGUAGAGGGCCUCGUGGAGGGCCACACUACAAACAUUAUUCAACAUUCCUCCUUAAUUGUGGAAUUCUGGAUGAACAACGCGCUACAUACGCAAGGGAACAAUGGCUGUGAGGUCCUGCGUUUAUUUUUGUAACCCUCAUGCCUGUUACCACUUAGCGUGUUUAGGAAUCUGGCUAGCAGGGGACCAUGGUAGGCCUCUUGCGCUAGCUACUCAUCUCUGCAUUCCACAGACAGAGGUUCCUCUGGAAAUACCAGUAAUAAUACUUAACACUCCCCUCGCGCCGAAGGAAAUAUUUUUCAUUGUUUUCACAGGCCUUUGUUGUUGUGCUGUUUUACGGUUAUGCCAAUAUUUUUCAUGGGAUGACAUUCUUACUUAUGUCUGGUACUGUGCUUACCGGUAUGUGAAUAUCUGAGGUAAAACAACAGUAAGUAUCCUUUGCAGGGAGUAAGAGGAAAACAUGGUCUGGACACUGACAGCUCACUUAGAAAAAUAAGCGAAUGCUUGUGUUUGAAACAAACACUAAAGAGACAUUCGAUCUCAACUCAGUUGAAUUCCACAUAUAUAACACACAAUCCCAAUAUGCUACAUCCUAUAGACAUUUCCUUCCUUCCACGUAAAUGGUUCUAUCUAGAUUUACUGACCUACCUGUUCUACACAGGGUGAGAAAGGAGACCGUUAAGCCUCUGGCCCAGCUUCGUCAGGGGUGAAGGACAAUUUGUUCCCGCUUGGCCUCUCUGCGUGUCACUGUCUCUCUCCCCGGCACAGUGGCAGGUUAAUGGCCACACACACACACACACACACACACACACACACACACACACACACACACACACACACACACACACACACACACACACACACACACACACACACACACACACACACACACACACACACACACACACACACACACAUACACACACACACACACACACACACACACACAUACACACACACACACACAGCCACCAGCCCACUACCCUCCUGUCUUUCUCAAUGAGUGUAUUCUCCCAGGACCAUUGAGUUGGGUGCUUUACAGUCUGUCUUCUAAACCCUAAGCCCUGCAGCCCAUAAACCAGGCCCAUGUUAAUGGUUUCACCCUAAUGGAGUGGCUAGGGCGUAAAACUGGCUCUUAGUACUUUCCCUUGAAAGUCGUAACUCCCUUGUAAAUGCACCUGUUGGUUGGUUGACCCCGGCCCAGACUGAGUUCACCUGCACUCUGUGUGUUCGUCACCCCACAUUUCAUCAGCCGGUACUGGGUGGGAUGCUGAGGUGGGGUGAGGUAGGGACGGUGGGCCACAGAAGGGGGUGAUGGACAUCAAUGGGGUCAUUGGGAUCAGGGAGGGGGGCGGAGAGGUGUUGAGUAAAAGUUUAAGAGGGGCCUUUUCCAUCUACCUCAACUGAAGAGUUAGGAAAGACAGUUGAAGUACUGUUAUUACUAUCGCCACCAUAGAUUAAGACAUUGUAUAAGCGACCAGUCAGAAGACAACAACAGGAGUUGAUUUUAUUUGGAAAAACUCCUAAUCAGGAGUUGAUUAUAAUUUACAUGGGUGAGAUGGUACAGAAAUGUCAUACAGUGGCAGUUACAUGGAAAACUGUCAUGUUGAAAUUUACCUGAGAAUGCCAACAUAUUUUGAAGGCUGUCCCACCACCUCUGAAACCCUAGUUCAAGGUCAUGAUUGGUUGGUAUGGACACACCACCAACACUAUUAAGAGUGUCAACUUGAUAUAAAUGGAAGAACUACAAGCACUGGAAAUGAUAUGUUUCUACGCGCUGCCCUAUAUUCUCAGUACUGUAGUGGAACUCUGGAACUGUGGAAGUCCCAGUUGUCUAGCUCGGGUGUCCAACCUUUGAAAUCCGAGUGUCAACACUUGGUCUUAUGUACGUUGUGUCCUCCUUGGAAGGGGAAAAAACACAAAAUAUUGAUGGAGAAAAAUAGCAUGAGUGUGGUAAUAAAGGAUAAAUGAUGGCUUUAGGAUCUGUGGUGUUGACCGAGCCGAUGACAGGAGAGCUGAGGGGCCCACCGAUUUAAAAGUGUUCUUGGCUGUGAGGCUGCCAACUCACCACAGCAUUUCACACUCAGCAGCCCCAGACAUAUGUAUACGAGGCAAAUUUAUGGGCUUAUAUGAAUUAUAUAUGGGUGUAAAUGGAUGAAGUCAUAAUCCUCCAUUUAAUAUGUAUCAGAUAUAAAAGCAUUAACACGGCAGUUUGAGCGCUCAUCGCACCGUGGACUGCCCCAGAACAGAUGCCCGCUGACGUCUGAAUUUAAUGAAGUUAUAUUUUCCUCCUUUUUCUCCUCUCUCUCUCUCUCUCUCUCUCUCUCUCUCUCUCUCUCUCUCUCUCUCUCUCUCUCUCUCUCUCUCUCUCUCUCUCUCUCUCUCUCUCUCUCUCUCUCUCUCUCUCUCUCUCUCUCUCUUUCUAAAAUCUAGAUUCUCUUCCCAGGGCAUGCAUGAAAAGUGGAGUGUUCAAAUGAAUGGAACAUUUUGUCUCUCCCGUGUGGCUCAUCCCUUAUGAAAGUGCAAGACGAGGGGCAAGGGGUGAGGGAUAGAGGAUGAAGGGUAAGGGUUAAGGAUAAGCGAUGAGGGGAGAGGAGCGCUGAGGGGGGUGAGACUGACCCACAGGUCCUAAUUUGGGUUAUACCAGAGACAGGACAUCCUUAGAGAAGGGACUUGGGGCCAGGGAAGGGAGAGAGGGCGGAUGGAAAGAGGAAGAACCGGAGGGAGUGAGAACGCAAAAGAGAGAGGGGGGGAGACAGGGAAAGUGAGAGAGAGUGUUAGAGAGGGAGAGAGACAAAGUCAAUCACAUGACAGGCCCAAGACCGGCAUACUCACACCCAGGGGCGACACUGGCUAAAGUGGUAUCAGACAGCCACUGCUCUCUCCCCUUUCUCAACAGCCUCCCACUACAUCAAGCAGUCAAUUACGUUCCUACAAAGCUGAUCACAUAUUUAUAUACACAGAAGAGUGCAAAUCCAUGCAACUCGACAGACACAUAUGCAGCCUGGCCUGUUUUCAUGCAGUCAUGCUGUUUGUGCGCCGGCCAAGGCCACAGCCUGCAUCCGUCCAUCAAGUCCACAUCUGAUGUGCGUUGGGUUGUUGUAAUGGAGCCUGUGCAUUAAACCUAAUUGAACUCAGAUUAGAUGGGUUCUGAUCUACAGUAGUUCUGAUUUUAUCUGUCGCUGACUUACUCAUCUCGCCAUUAAACCGCCUGAGCCUUUUCCCCCCUCAUGCAUUGCGGCCAAAAAGCCGGACAAAUAUUUUCAGAGGAAAUAAUGAAAUUCCUGAAAUUAUUAGGGAGAAGGACCUUAUAUCAUGUGCUCUCCAUAGGGCCCUGUGCCCGCCUCUGUUCUCCCAUAGGCCAAGCAGGACUUUUCCACUACGCCACCCCUUUAUUCUAAACAUACCUGGCCCAGACCCUGUGACAGGAACUAAACUAACACAGCAUCCUUAUCCUUCCUCACCUACUGGUCCUGGAUCUGUGCAGAGAUGACUUUUUUCUGAAGGAGCGGAGGGAAGUUAUUCUAGAAGAGCCAGAUCAACAGCAGCAGGGGGUUGUGAAACAGUUCAAGUGCAUACAGUACUUCAAUUAACAAUACUGACAUACUUGACCAGCCCCUGAAGAACUUGUUUUUUUUUACAUUGCUGGGAGACGGUCCAGUUAUUGAUAUGUGAAAUCCUUGAUCAGAUGUAUCUACAGAUCUUUUGUAAAUUAUGUCCAUUGACGUCAGAGGGAGCAGAAGGGUACAGCUUGUCCUCCUGUACCACACUCUAACAGCUGUGGUGUGCCAUAACAACAUGUUCUUCCCCAAUCUGCAUCACUUGGCUGUGCCCAACCUCUUAUAAAGCCUUCAUUAUUCUGUCCCAAAGCUUAACAAACCAUAUCCUAACAUGUCAUCUGCCACGAUCAGUCACUUCAAUUAUUCUUUAUGACACUCCAGUGUCCACUCCUCCAGCGCUAUGGGUGGUAGCCUAGCCUAUAUUUUUAUCCACUAAGGAGGAUGAUAUACUGUACUGUACCUUGACCGGCCUGGCACCAAUGGUUUUUACUGCAACUUUUUCUGGCACUUUUUUUUUCAUCUUCUUCCUUUUACGAUGUCCUCAUUUGUCAUGUUUAUUUGUCACGUUUAUGGCUGCCCACUUCACCCUCGUGAUCCGUUGCCCUCCUUCCCCACUAAUGGAUUCUCUCCCUGAGUCUGAGACCUCCCCUCCUCGUCUUCGCUUUGCAAAUCAAAUCAAAUGUUAUUUGUCACCUGCUUCGUUAACAACAGGUGUAGACUAACAGUAAAAUGCUUACUUACGGGUCCUUCCCAACAUUAUGGUGAGAAAAUGUUUGAAAUAAUAGAAAAAUAAUUACACAAGAAAUAAAUACACAAUGAGUAACGAUAACUUGCCUAUAUACACAGGGCACCAGUACCGAGUCGAUGUGCAGGGGUACAAGGUAAUUGAGGUAGAUAUGUACAUAUAGGUAGGGAUAAAGUGACUAGGCAACAGGAUAGAUAAUAAAGAGUAGCAGCAGCGUAUGUGAUGAGUCAAAAGAGUUAGUGCAAAAAAGGUCAAUACAGAUAGUCCUGGUAGCUAUUGGUUAACUGUUUAACUAACUAUUUAGCAGUCUUAUGGCUUGGGGGUAGAAGCUAUUCAGGGUCCUGUUGGUUCCAGACUUGCUUUACUAGCCAUGUGAAGCAGCUAGGGCUCUCUCGAAUAAAUCGUUCAUGUAAUUACAUAAAAUAUAGCAGGUCAGUUUUCUGCCAUCGUCUCCCCCUGCAGAUAUAAAUGGUUUUCUGGGGCCCUUUGGCUGGUCGUCUAUAAUGCCAUUGUUUAGAACCAGACAUUAUAAAAGGUGUAUAUUUUGUGAUUCUUACACACAAGAAACUCUAACAUGGGUGAAAUAAGGGUUAAAUUGGAUCAAAACGUGAAAUGCAACUUGUUCCACUGCAUGUUUGUCAGUCUAAUUUGUGAUGAUAGAUUAGAGAGUGAUGUUUUUCAGUUCACCUCCAGUUGCCCUGUGUGUGUAACACGACUGUCUGUCUUCGCAAAAACAGCUGACAACUAUGGGGCUGAAAAAACUCACAUUUGCAACAUAUUACUCUCUCCUUCAAUACUUCACUGAUCUUGUCAAUAGGAUUUGCCAAGACCAAGAGCUUGGCUAUUGAAUAAGGGCUUUUGACAUGGGUAGAAAGAAGGGGACUGACAGUUUCAUGGUGUGGAUUAUGUGUUCUCAUAUGAUAUUCCCUGUCCACCUCUAGCAUAGUAUUAGCCAAGCACAGUAAACACAUCUCAAUCAGACCUGCUCCCCUGGGCUCUAGACUACCUACCUAAAUUCUCUCUCAAUCUGACCUGAAGUCUGUCUCAGCUCCAGGACUUGUUCUAUUCUGAAAUGAUCUCGCUACCUAUUUUCUUAAGGGUCUAUUGUUGUCAGAAAUGUUCUAAUUCUUCUUCAGAAAUAGGAAAUAACUUUGCUCCAGGGCCCAUUGUAAAUCUGAAGUCUUUGCUCCCAGGCACUAUUGUGAUGUAAAAUGAACUGGCUCUCGUUCCUAGGAACUACAGUACAUUGUUUAAAUCUCUCUCUCUCUUUCCGUCUCUCUCUCUGGUCUCCAGAGCCUAUUUGGAUGUAAAGGAGCUGAAAGAGAUCCUGAAUCUGGAUGGCUCCACUCACCUGAAUGUCUUCUUUGCCAACUCGUCUGAUGAAGACCUGGCUGGAGUCGCCACUUGGCCGUGGGACAAAGAAGCCCUAACACAUUUGGGUAAAGACAGACAAGCACACGUACCCACACACACACACACUCAAACACAGACACACAGACACACACACACACUCCUCCUCUCAACAGCCCCACAUUGUUGAUUGGGAGUAAUUGCAGUCUCUCUACCUCUGCUCUGACAGGGAGGAAGGUGAUAAUGAAGCUGUGUGGGUCGAUGAAUAAUGCAUUGUCUCAAUCCCACUCCAGCUUCCUGUACUUUCUAGUGUGAAUAGGUGUUUGUCUGUGUCUGCGCUCCAUUUGUAGGUGGCAUUGUUCUGAACCCCUCCUUCUACGGCACAUUUGGUCACAACCACACCAUGAUCCAUGAGAUCGGCCACAGUCUCGGGCUGUACCACGUGUUCCGGGGGAUCUCAGAGAUUGAGUCGUGUAACGAUGCAUGUCUGGAGACUGAGCCCUCAUUGGAGACAGGAGAUCUGUGUGAAGACACUAACCCCACGCCCAAGUACAAGCACUGCAGAGACCCUGAGCCUGGCAACGACACCUGCGGGCGUCGCCACUUUACUAACACACCGUACAACAACUACAUGAGCUACGCAGGUGAGAUUUGACUGCUCACAUACAGGCACAGAAACAUGCACAUGCACAUGCAUGCAUGCACACACACACACACAUAAACAGACAUACAAACACGUUCACACUUUCUGACACGCAUAAACAGGCACACACAUGAUGUACACAUGCACAAACGCGCACACACACACACACACCAUACAAACACGUGCAGAUGGUCCGAAAACCCAUCACACACUGCACUCCCUCACUCAGGGUUUGUCACUAGUUACCAGAGCCACAAAGUCAUCAUUAUCGCUAAACCUUGCCUAUUUCUACAAUUUCUGUUCUUAAAAUCUGAUUUUGAACCUAACCCUAAUCUUAACCACACUGCUAACCUUAUGCCUAACCCCUAACCUUAAAUGAAGACCAAAAAGCUACUUUUUGUUUUUAUGAUUUUUUACGAAAUAGCCACUUUGUGGCUGUGGUAACUAGUGAUAACCCUCACUCAGAAAUAGACACCCAUCACAAACAGAUGUAGGAUCUUAAUUUGAUCCCGCGUUGCAGGAGAAAUGUACAACUUGUAGUGUAUUUGAGGUUUGAAGUUUGUAAUUUCCACUUUUAAAUUUCAGACUUGAUUUUCCUUAACGAAAAAUGUAUCAAUCCCUACAAAAAUGUCCAUAAAUUAUAAUCCACAUAAUAAUUCACAUUUCCUGUUGCUGCAGGAUUAUUUUCCUGCUAUAGCAAACUGGCUCAAAUUAAAAUCCUACAUCUGUAGGAAUGUCCAACCAUACAGUAUGCUGACCCUGAGUGUCACAUAUGUGUGCCUUGGCAGGUGUGGAAUGUAGCAAGGACAUUGCAUUAGAAAAACACACUGGGUAUAUUCUACUGUAUGUUCAGGUCACGGACCUGUAGAGACUUUAAGAAUACAUCUUCUCUUAAUAACAUUGCUACAGACUCUGUAUAUACCAGGCCCUGUUUUUCUAUAUACUGUAUGUGUACAUGUACAGUACCAGUCAAAGGUUUGGACACACCGACUCAUUCAAGGCUUUUUCUUUAUUUUUACUAUUUUCUACAUUAUAGAAUAAUAGUGAAGACUUCAAAACUAUGAAAUAACAGAUAUGGAAUCAUGUAGUAACCAAAAAAAGUGUUAAACAAAUCAAAAUAUAUUUUAGAUUUUAGAUUCUUCAAAUAGCCACUCUUUGCCUUGAUGACAGCUUUGCACACUCUUGGCAUACUCUCAAACAGCUUCAUGAGUUAGUCACCUGGAAUGCAUUUCAAUUAACAGGUGUGCCUUGUUAAAAGUUAAUUUGUGGAAUUUAUUUCCUUCUUAAUGCGUUUGAGCCAAUCAGUUGUGUUGUGACAAGGUAGGGGUGGUAUACAGAAGAUAGCCCUAUUUGGUAAAAGACCAAGUCCAUAUUAUGGCAAGAACAGCUCAAAUAAGCAAAGGAAAAUGACAGUCCAUCAUUACUUUAAGACAUGAAGGUCAGUUAAUCUGGAUAUUUCAAGAACUUUGAACGUUUCUUCAAGUGCAGUCGUAAAAACCAUCAAGCGCUAUGAUGAAACUGGCUCUCAUGCGGACCGCCACAGGAAAGGAAUACCCAGAGUUACCUCUGCUGCAGAGGACAAGUUCAUUAGAGUUAACUGCACCUCAGAUUGCAGCCCAAAUAAAUGCUUCACAGAGUUCAAGUAACAGACACAUCUCAACAUCAACUGUUCAGGCCUUCAUGGUCGAAUUGCUGCAAAGAAACCACUACUAAAGGACACCAAUAAUAAGAAGAGACUUGCUUAGGCCAAGAAACACGAGCAAUUGACAUUUGACCGGUGAAAAUCUGUCCUUUGUGUCCAAAUUUGAGAUUUCUGGUUCCAACCGCCGUGUCUUUGUGAGACGCAGAGUAGGUGAAUGGAUGAUCUCUGCAUGUGUGGUUCCCACUGUGAAGCAUGGAGGAGGAGGUGUGAUGGUGUGGGGGUGCUUUGCUGGUGACACUGACAGUGAUUUAUUUAGAGUUCAAGGCACACUUAACCAGCAUGGCUACCACAGCAUUCUGCAGCGAUACGCCAUCCCAUCUGGUUUGCGCUUAGUGGCACUAUCAUUUGCUUUUCAACAGGACAAUGACCCAGAACACACCUCCAGGUUGUGUAAGGGAUAUUUGACCAAGGAUAGUGAUGCAGUGCUGCAUCAGAUGACCUGGCCUCCACAAUCACCCGACCUCAACCCAAUUGAGAUGGUUUGGGAUGAGUUGGACCGCAGAGUGAAGGAAAAGCAGCCAACAAGUGCUCAGCAUAUGUGGGAACUCCUUCAAGACUGUUGGAAAAGCAUUCCUCAUGAAGCUGGUUGAGAGAAUGCCAAGAGUGUGCAAAGCUGUUAUCAAGGCAAAGGGUGGCUACUUUGAAGAAUCUAAAAUCUAAAAUACAUUUUGAUUUGUUUAACACUUUUUUGGUUACAACAUGAUUCCAUAUGUGUUAUUUCAUUGUUUUGAUGUCUUCACUAUUAUUCUACAAUGUAGAAAAUAGUAAAAAUAAAGUAAAAGCUUUGAAUGAGUAGGUGUGUCCAAACUUUUGACUGGUACUGUAUAUUACUUCUUAGGGCUUCCCUAACCAUCCCCAAUUGGUUAAUUCAACCUGUAAACCUUUAAUCUGCUCUAAAAGAAAAUACAUUCUAAAUCUCACUUAGUUUACACGAAUACAUAAUCUACAAACCAUCAUAUUAAACUAUUUCUGAUUAUCUCUUCCACGUAGAUGACGACUGUACGAACUCUUUCACCCCCAACCAAGUUGCCCGGAUGCACUGCUACCUGGACCUUAUUUACCAGACAUGGCAGCCCGAGUCCAAGCCACCUCCUGUGCCCAUGGCACCCCAAGUGGUGGAGCAAGAGCAUUCCGCAAUUACCCUGGAGUGGUUCCCGCCUAUCUCCGGCCACUUCUACGACAGGUGA